This is a messenger RNA of Arachis stenosperma, 351 nucleotides long. Its product is annotated as auxin-induced protein 6B-like. Gene Ontology annotation, biological process: response to auxin. Lineage: Eukaryota; Viridiplantae; Streptophyta; Magnoliopsida; Fabales; Fabaceae. The transcript has a single exon. Bases 1 to 351 code for a protein of 116 amino acids. The record is from RefSeq and is a predicted model, not a curated record.
AUGCAAGAGGAUCACAAUAAGAAGAUGAAAGUGAAGAAGGGUUGGCUUGCGGUUCAAGUUGGAUUAGAAGAUGAAAGUAGUGAAGAAGGUUCAACACCUCAAAGAUUUGUCAUACCUAUUUCAUACCUUUACCAUCCACUAUUUAAGAGACUUCUAGACAAAGCUUAUGAGGUUUAUGGCUAUCAUACCGAUGGUCCACUCAAGCUACCGUGUUCCGUCGACGACUUCCUUCAUCUACGGUGGCGAAUCGAGAAAGAAUCUAAUCAUCAUGGUGCUGCUAGUCACCAUAACCAUCAUAGCCACCAUAAUCAUCGCCUUCCUCAUGCUUUGUAUAAUUUUCACUCUUGUUAA